AAUGGUAGGAGAAGGGGAGGGACAGACUGUGGUGGUGCUGGUGGUGGGUGGGGGGUGCUAGGGCGGACUCUCUGAAGGAAGAGGAGGAGGAGAGGAGGAUGCGUAGCCCGAGCACAAUUGGAAGCAGCAGGGAGUGAAGCAGCAUCUGUGUGAGGCGAGAGAAAGAACCUGCAUGGAAUGGAGGAGGGCUAGAGCGACACUGUAGCUGUUGUCAAGACUCCCACCACGUCCACGACCACUGCCUCACCCGUCUGUAUGUUAAUGGCAGACACUCAGAGCAGCUCUGGGAUGCCCAAGGGACCAGCUGUGUGGAUCUGGUGCCACCUCUGAUAUGAUGCUGAGAGCAGGAAGAGCAGCCACCUUUCUCGCACUGCUGCUGCUGCUGCCGUUGCUCUGCUGGUGUCAUCUGUGCCACUCGUUGCGGGUUCCAAAACUCUCCUCCUAUGCCAAAGCAGAGGACAAACUGUUCAAAUAUCUCUUUGGAAACUAUCAGAAAUGGGUUCGCCCAGUGGCAUACCUAAACCAGACGAUCAGUGUAAAGUUUGGACUGGCUAUCUCCCAGCUAGUUGAUGUGGAUGAGAAAAACCAACUGAUGACAACCAAUGUUUGGAUGAAACAGGAGUGGGCUGACAUGAAACUCCGGUGGAACCCCGAUGACUACCUGGGAAUUACAACUAUCCGAGUACCCUCUGACCGGAUUUGGCUUCCUGAUGUUGUACUGUAUGAUAAUUCAGAUGGUCGUUUUGAGGGAACUGUCACUAAGGCUGUUGUUAAGUAUGAUGGAACCAUAUUAUGGACGCCUCCAGCUAAUUACAAGUCAGCCUGCACUAUCGAUGUCACCUUCUUUCCUUUUGACCUCCAGAACUGUUCAAUGAAGUUUGGCUCCUGGACUUACGAUGGCUCCCAGGUGGAUGUAAUUCUGGAGGAUUUCCACGUGGACAAGCAGGACUAUUUUGACAAUGGCGAAUGGGAGAUAGUGAAAGCCACAGGUAGCCGUGGCCUAAGAACUGAUGGUAGCUCUUCCUAUCCCACUAUCACCUACUUCUUUAUUAUCCGCAGACUGCCUCUUUUCUAUACGCUCUUCCUCAUCAUCCCCUGCAUUGGCCUGUCCUUCCUCACUAUCCUUGUCUUUUAUCUGCCCUCAAAUGGCGGGGAGAAGAUCUCUCUCUGCACCUCAGUGCUGGUGUCGCUCACUGUCUUCCUCCUGGUUAUUGAGGAGAUAAUCCCCUCCUCUUCCAAGGCUAUCCCUCUUAUCGGGGAGUACCUGGUCUUCACCAUGAUCUUUGUCACACUCUCGAUUGUCAUAACCGUCUUUGCCAUCAACAUUCACCACCGGUCUUCUUCUACACAUCAUGACAUGGCACCCUGGGUGAGGAGGAUUUUCCUGCAUCGGCUCCCAAAACUGCUGUGCAUGCGCAGCCAUGUGGACCGUUACGCCACCACUGGAGUGGUCAGGGCUGGCGGACCAGUGGGACUGGGCAGGAUUAAAGACUCAACACGCGAGCUCAAUCCUCCACUCUACACACGACACAACCUACAAGCAGCUUUGGAAUCUAUUCGCUACAUAACCAUGCACGUGGUUAAGGAAAAUGAGGUCAGAGAGGUGGUACAAGACUGGAAGUUUGUAGCCCAGGUUCUGGAUCGAAUGUUUUUGUGGGCCUUCCUCCUAGUGUCAAUCUUGGGCUCUGCCCUCCUCUUUAUCCCAGUUAUUUACAAAUGGGCCAGCAUAAUCGUCCCUACCCAUGUUGGAACGCUCCUCUAAGAUCCAAAGUUCAGCUGUCCACUACCGGGAGCAAAGUACAUUAACAGCUCAUGAUGGUCAUUUGAGAUUUGAAAGACUGAGAUUACCAUAUAUAAAAUAAUUCUGUAGUGGUGUAGGUCAUUCUCUCCAAGACAGUUUCUUGGAAAGCAUAAGUUUAAAGUGCAUACUAUGGUAAUUAGUAUGUAAUACGAAGUAUAUAGAAAAAGUGCAGAGUUUGGAUUUGACAAACUCUUUCUAAGGAUACCAACUUCUGUGUCCCUGAGUUUAAUGAUGUCUUAAAUGAGAUCAUCUCAAUUUUCACCAUUUUUCACUCAUAAAUAAAUGCAAUAUGUAAUAUUCAUUUGACCCUGUGUACCUGAUGUUGUUGAGCGGUGAUUUAUUAUCAACGAGAACAAACUGUCGAACAGAACAACUGCCGCUGCUUUUCAAUGGUAAUUUAUGUGCUUAAUUUUUGUGUGCACACCCAUUAUCUAUAGUUUUUAGUAUUUUAACUGUUGAUGAUCAAUCUGAUUAAAGAUUUUAUAUCUCCUGGG
Mugil cephalus (flathead mullet) is the source of this 2295-nucleotide messenger RNA. RefSeq names its product cholinergic receptor, nicotinic, alpha 5 (gene chrna5). The record is from RefSeq and is a predicted model, not a curated record. Gene Ontology annotation, cellular component: neuron projection; postsynaptic membrane; synapse. Lineage: Eukaryota; Metazoa; Chordata; Actinopteri; Mugiliformes; Mugilidae. Bases 332 to 1762 code for a protein of 476 amino acids. The transcript is spliced from 8 exons. Gene Ontology annotation, molecular function: transmembrane signaling receptor activity; acetylcholine-gated monoatomic cation-selective channel activity. Gene Ontology annotation, biological process: signal transduction; monoatomic ion transmembrane transport; regulation of membrane potential.